Messenger RNA from Vigna umbellata (rice bean), 1606 nucleotides. The record is from RefSeq and is a predicted model, not a curated record. Lineage: Eukaryota; Viridiplantae; Streptophyta; Magnoliopsida; Fabales; Fabaceae.
CAAUUGACACAACAGUGUGGUGAAGGAAAACACAAACCUCGGAGCAAGAAAUGGAGGAGAGGAUAAACUAUGUGGCUCACUGUCUUGUUCUACCUUAUCCUGCACAAGGACACAUAAAUCCUAUGCUUGAGUUUUCAAAACGUUUGAUUCAGAGAGGAGUGAAGGUCACACUGGUAACUGUUGUGUCCAACUGGAAGGUCGUUAGCAGAAAAAAAUUCACUUCUAUAGAAGUUGAGAGCAUAUCAGAUGGCUACGAUGAAGGAGGCCUUGCAGCAGCAGAGAGCCUUGAGGUUUAUCUUGAAACCUUCUGCAGGGUUGGAGCACAAACUCUCGCUGAGCUUCUUCAGAAGCUUGCAGGAUCAAGCCACCCUCCAGAUUGUGUAAUCUAUGAUGGUUUCAUGCAUUGGGCUCUUGAUGUUGCAAAGAAAUUUGGGCUACUUGCUGCUGCUUUCUUCACUCAGAGUUGCACAACAAACACCAUAUACUUGCAUACUUAUAACAAGUUGCUGAAACUGCCUCUUACACAGACAGAGUAUUUGUUGCCAGGGUUGCCAAAACUUGAAGCUGAGGACUUGCCAUCAUUCUUGAACAGAUAUGGAACCUAUCCAGGUUAUUUUUAUGUUGUUGUGAACCAACUUUCCAAUAUUGACAAAGCAGAUUGGGUUCUUGCAAACACAUUUUAUGAUAUGGAGCGAGAGGUUGUGGAUUGGCUGUGCAAGAUUUGGCCAUUAAAGACAAUAGGACCAACCUUGCCAUCUAUGUACUUGGACAAAAGACUCCAAGAUGACGAGAAAUAUGGUAUUGAAAUGUAUGUUCCAAAGUCAGAAGCUUGCAUGAAAUGGCUUGAUGAUAAACCAAAAGGGUCAGUUGUGUAUGUUUCUUUUGGGAGCUUCGCAGGGCCGAAUGUGGAGCAAGCUGAGGAACUAGCUUGUGGUUUAAGAGAUAGUGGAAGUUAUUUCAUAUGGGUGAUUAGAGACUCUGAACAAGGACAGCUUCCAAAGGGAUUUCUUGACACAACAGAGAAAGGUUUAAUAGUCAAUUGGUGUCCCCAAAUGCAAGUCUUGACACAUGAGGCUUUGGGGUGUUUUAUCACACACUGUGGUUGGAACUCCACAUUGGAAGCUUUGAGCUUAGGAGUUCCAGUGAUUGCAAUGCCACUGUGGACUGAACAGAUCACAAAUGCAAAACUUAUUAAAGAUGUGUGGAAAAUUGGAGUCAAAGCUGUUGCUGAUGAGAAAGAUAUAGUUAGAAAAGAAACUAUCACACAUUGCAUAAAAGAAAUAUUGGAGACUGAAAAAGGAAAUGAAAUAAAGAAAAAUUCCAUCAAGUGGAAGAAUCUGGCCAAGAGUAGUGUUGAUGAGGGAGGAAGUUCCGAUAAAAAUACUGCAGAAUUUGUGAAUGAAUUGAUUCAUCGCCGUGCUGCAUUAAAUUAAUGGGAAAGGAAGUGUUCAUAGAAGUUUUGUGCCACUGCCAAAGUAUGCUAUGUUGAUUCUGCUUAGAAUAAUCAACUUGACAAGGUUGUAAAUUUAAGUUCGUGGUAAAAAUUGUUAGCUUCUGCAUUCUGAAUUUGUAUGUCUUUUAGAACAUCCGUUAUUUUAGCAUGCAA